Molecule: messenger RNA, 1572 nt
Organism: Plasmodium vivax (malaria parasite P. vivax)
Lineage: Eukaryota; Apicomplexa; Aconoidasida; Haemosporida; Plasmodiidae
Exons: 1
Coding region: 1-1008 (335 amino acids)
Source: RefSeq, a predicted model, not a curated record
AUGACCCCCCUGAACGCCUUCGAAAGGAGCGUCGACAAAGUAACAGGGCACUUCCUAAACGACAGAGACCUCUUCAUAGAGGUAGACAAGAAACAAAAAAUAAUAGAAGAAAUAGAAAAAAUGAAUCACCUCCAGUAUGAGCAGAUUCAUAAAUACAUCCAGACGUUAAGCGAAAAUGAUGUAUAUGAAGAAAUUAUAAACCACAAAAUUUAUCUCUACAAGAAGGGGAACGAAAUAGAGAAGCUCCAAAAGUUGGUGAAGAUGCAGGCGUUUUUGAACCCGUUUAUUAUAAGCCAGCGGAAGAAGAAGGCCAAGGCGAAAGUUGAGUAUAUGAUUGCUUGCAUCCUCAAGGGGGAGGAUAUUGACCAGAUAGUCACGGACAUGUUUAGGAAGAAGCUCAUCGACGUCUACGUGCUCACCUUCAUCGACGACAAGGUGAUGGAGGCGCACGCCAAGUUGUUCCGGGGGGGGAGCGGCGAGGUUAGCGGGGAAAGCGAUGUCCGCGGCGAUAGUGGGGGCAGCGGCAAUGGCGAGGUUCGCGGCGAUAGUGGGGGCAGCGGCAAUGGCGAGGUCCGCGGCGAUAGUGGGGGCAGCGGCAAUGGCGAGGUCCGCGGCGGAACGGACCAAAUGAGCAUGACGGAGAGAAUCCUGAGGAUGCUGAAGGACCGCAUCGUGGCGCAGCAGAAGCUGCAGGUGAAAGGCACCUUCGUCUUCACCAGGAUAGUUUUCCUCUCGACCACCCUACCCAUGACCGAAGAUAGGCAACCCAUAAUCAAGUCCUCCAUUCGAACCAUAGAACAGCUGGAAGAAUUUGAGCUCUUCCUGCUGGACGCACUAGACUAUGCAGAGACAAGCGAAAAAAUGAAGCAGUACGUCCCUCACCUGGAGCUGCUACUAACAACGUGUAAGCAGAUGAAUCCCAUUUUUAACCAGCUCCUGAACAAGCAAACAGAAAACGUCCGCUUCUUCCCAGACAAGAUUGACAUGUCUCAGUUUAAGGAACUGUAGUGAGAGUCCUCCCCCCUUGUAGGAAGAGUGAUAUGGCUGAGUUGUGCCUCCCCUGUGUGCCCUUUCCAGGGGGCACAGAUAGAGCCGUCGCAGUAUGUGCUAUCCCGACAAGGUAGUAAAACCACCACGCGUAUUUCGCAUAUAAUGAUAUAGUUUUCACAACCAUAUGUGGUGACGAAGGGGGUUCCCUUCAAAAAGGGGAAUUACAUGCUGGUGGUAACCCUCAGUGCCGCUUUGCAAACGCUCGGUUGGGUUGACCCACCUGUGUGUGCGGGGCAAAUUCGUGGGUCGUUUUUCCUUCAAGAAACGCAAAUGGGCAGAUCUCAUUCGUUGUUGUGCCUUCAAUUUGAUGCGGCUUUCUCCGCUAUCGCUUCACACGGUUGGACCCGCACACACACAUAAACUUAUACAUAUGGUUAUGUUCAUUUUUUAGUCCUUUUCGCUUGCGCUAUGUUGGCCAUCCCGCUGUGCAGGCAGCGGCCCAUUCGCAGUUGCGCUUCUUUUUUUUUUUUUUUUUUCCCGUUUGCUCCUUUUAAACAGAAUGUUGCAGUUAUAAGGAGAAGA